GGGAAGAAUUGGUCAUUUUGUGGAAAAUGUAUUCCUUUAAUACAGUGUUAAAAGUGCACCACAGUCACAUCAACAUUAAGUACCACUUAAAUAAAAGUCUCACAAACAAACCAAUUAUUAACAGUAAAAUAAAGUAUUAUGCAGGGUGGUCAAUUUCCAAAGAAUAUAUACUUUAUUUUUUAAUAAUAGUUAUAAAUGCAUUUAUGCUUUCUUCACUUUAAUGUUGUAGCCUGUUAAUGUGAAGCUUAUUCUAACUUUAAUUACUCCAGAUAUAUCCAUAUGUAUUUUUUAUUAUUUACUUUACAAGUUUUGCCUCCACUGGAAGAACUUUGUUAUCUAGACUCUGAGUCUGGUAAAUCAUGUGAUAGAGCGAGCAAAUCAAAUCAAAACACAGAUCAUUCCAUUAUGUCCCUUCUUCCCCACAGUGGCUCUGAACUUCCAGACAGCAGGUCUGGAGAUGGAUCUGAACGACGGGCUGUUUGCUCAGAACGCCGGCUGUGGCUACAUCCUGAAGCCUGCCUUCAUGAGGGACGGCAACACUCAUUUCAGUCCGGAGAAAUACGAGGAGCGGCCUGGCUACACACCUAUGCGCUUAUCCAUACAGGUGAUCAGCGGGCAGCAGCUCCCAAAGGUGAACCAGAAAGAGGGCUCUAUAGUAGACCCCCUGGUCAGAGUGGAGAUCUAUGGAGUGCCACAGGACCAGGCCAAAGAAGAGACAAGUCACAUAAACAACAAUGGCUUUAACCCGGUGUGGAAUGAAACUCUAAAUUUUGUCAUCCACACCCCUGAGCUGGCCCUGGUUCGCUUUGAGGUGGAGGACUACGACAAGACAUCCAGGAACGACUUCAUGGGACAGUUCACUCUACCGUUUACGAGCAUACAAGCAGGAUAUCGUCAUAUACAUUUACUCUCUAAAGAUGGAACAGCCAUCCCUCCCUCCUCCCUCUUCGUCAACAUCAGCAUCUCAGAACUCACAAGAAGAAGUCAGAUCUGAGGAUAUGAAGUCGGAUGUGGAGGUCUUGGCUGGGGAAGCAAGAGAAAAACUUCAUCAAACUUGAAUCUGUUAUUGGAUAUUUGCCUUGAGGAAGUAGGGUAAUGGUCGGGGAACAGAAAAGUUAUUUGUUUUAUCGAUUUUUGAUAACCUAAAAAAGCAAUCAGCGUGUCAGAAAUCAGACUUUGUGUACAGCAUAACUCCAUAAAAUAAUCUAUUAGAUUUCUUUAAUAGAGAACUUUAUUUAAAUGUUAUUUAAAUUAGUAUCAUUAUAAAAUAGUGUUGAUGCAUCUCCUUUACCUAAUUUGCCGAGCAAUUACUAAAGAUCCAAAGAUACCUUGCAGUAUUAUAGACAUUUUUUAUAUAGGAAUCAAUUGUGUAUAUAUUCCUGUUGUUAUGGCAAAUGUGUGCAAUUGUCUAUUUAACUUUUUAUGAAAGUAGCCUAAGAGCUUUUUAAAAUGUUGCUGUCUGCAAACAAAGGAACGUUGAGUGCUGCAUGUCUAGAAAAUCGAAAUAUACACGUCUGCCUUAACAUGUAGUGGGUAUGCAGAAGUGAGCUACUGAAAUAACUGAAAGUGUAAUAAUGGAAUGUGAAAAACUGCCAAAUACCGGUAUUAUUAACCUAAUGUUAUAAAUGACUUACAAUUUAGCAUCAUGUUGGUUAAUCUGAGAUUGACUUGAGUUAUUUCUAUUCACUAAUGUACAAUUUCCACAAGAUAAUGUUGUUAAUGAUGUUAUUGUAGAUGUAUGUAUAUAUAGGCCUGUAACAACAUGCAAUACAUUUCCUGAAUUGUUCAAAAUUCAGUCCUCUG
Molecule: messenger RNA, 1803 nt
Organism: Notothenia coriiceps (black rockcod)
Lineage: Eukaryota; Metazoa; Chordata; Actinopteri; Perciformes; Nototheniidae
Product: 1-phosphatidylinositol 4,5-bisphosphate phosphodiesterase delta-4-like
Exons: 4
Coding region: 458-994 (178 amino acids)
Biological process (GO): lipid metabolic process; intracellular signal transduction
Cellular component (GO): plasma membrane
Molecular function (GO): phosphatidylinositol-4,5-bisphosphate phospholipase C activity
Source: RefSeq, a predicted model, not a curated record